AUGUUCACGAAACAAAAUCCAAAGUCCCAGUCAUUGGCGCUUCAAGAUGUCUGCGCAAAUCUAAUGAAAAGAAACGAUGAUCUUCGAGCUAGUACGAAAUUUCUCAUGAAGCAAUUUCUCAUGGAAUCUACUAAGCAGAACGCAAAAUCAGGCCAAGCUAUGAAACUCCUUGACAAACUUCGGAAAGAGAAUCUAGCACUAAAGCAAUCUCAAAAUUCACAAAAGAUGAUGUAUGAGCAGACUAUCGAGAAACAACGGCAACAGCUACAUUCGCUACAAAAGAAGUUGGCCGAACGAGAAGAGCAAGUCAUGCAAUUUCGAAGCUAUCAUGAAUCUAAUAUGCGAAGCCAAUCCCCACAAGGUCCUCGGCGCGUCAGCGGUGCUGGAUUGCCUCAGAGCUCGUCACGCGGUCCUCCUCAACCUCCCAUUCAAGGCUUUAUGAUUCAACGAGAGGCCCAAGAACGUGCCAAGCAACAAAAACUUGAAACUCCGCAACGUCGCAGACCCAUCAUGGGUAGCCAAUCUGGUGGAUACAAUCAGCACCACCAUCAAUCUCAGCAAGGGCGCUUUCCGGGAGAUUCGUCGAUCAGUCCGGGUGGCAUUCGGAACAUUACCGCGGCCACUAGCUUUUCCUUUUCCGGAGGUCAAACGAAAAUGCGAUCCUCGUCUUCUGGUGGAGCCUCUCCGAGCCAGGCCUUUCUUUCCAAACCGCCUGGAUCCUACAGUAGAUCCCAGUCGCCAUCGAGCGCUUUCCAAAAUCAAAGCUACGCUCGUCGGCAAUAUUAG
Molecule: messenger RNA, 786 nt
Organism: Cylindrotheca closterium
Lineage: Eukaryota; Bacillariophyta; Bacillariophyceae; Bacillariales; Bacillariaceae
Source: the annotation of a GenBank genome assembly